Messenger RNA from Stereum hirsutum FP-91666 SS1, 687 nucleotides. RefSeq lists its product as uncharacterized. The record is from RefSeq and is a predicted model, not a curated record. The coding region runs from base 1 to 687 and encodes 228 amino acids. NCBI's taxonomy places the organism in Eukaryota, Fungi, Basidiomycota, Agaricomycetes, Russulales, Stereaceae. The transcript is spliced from 3 exons.
AUGUCAAUAGCAAGCCCCGCCGUCCCGCAAUCUUCUGACUCCUGGGAUACCCCGUCUUCAACGCAACGGACCAUUCUUCGUCGCCCUGCGAAGGAACUCGUGCCCGAUGACUGGGAUGCAGAUGAACCUGAUACUGAAGACGCAAAUGACGAAGAGGCGAAUUCUAAGAUCUGGAAUAACGCCAACGCGCAGGCACCAAUGCCAAAUCUCGUCAUCUCACCCUCCCAAACUUCAUCAUCCACGGCAGGUCUCUCCGCACUCCCACCAGCCGCUUUCCAAGCCCCUGUACGCAUUCUCAAACGGUCCCCAGCCUCUACAUCUCCAUCAACCUCCGCUUCAGGAUCUUCGACAGAUCUCUCGAAAGGUGGUUCAACAUUUGCUGAGAGAGAAGCGCGAUACCAGGCUGCAAGGGACAGAAUAUUCAGUGGUGAUAGCGGGGACACCAAGACUCAGAGUUCCAGUGGCGAGGUGACCCGUGCCGGACCAGGCAUGGUGAGCAGACCUCAGACGGGUGGAGUCUCCGUGGUGAGGGCACCACGAGGCCCUUCGAGUCCAGUCCUCCCAAAUUCGGGCACGUCUGGCUCGCAAGGAGGCCAGGAUGACAGGCUGUCGAAAGGUUUCGUCGGACGCAACAAACCUCCACCACCGAGCAGAGUUCCACCGGGUCAGUCUCCUAGCGGGAUGUAG